Amphiprion ocellaris (clown anemonefish) is the source of this 2146-nucleotide messenger RNA. Its product is annotated as proline-serine-threonine phosphatase-interacting protein 1-like. Gene Ontology annotation, cellular component: actin filament; plasma membrane; cytoplasm. Gene Ontology annotation, molecular function: actin filament binding. The transcript is spliced from 15 exons. The record is from RefSeq and is a predicted model, not a curated record. Gene Ontology annotation, biological process: actin filament polymerization. Bases 149 to 1408 code for a protein of 419 amino acids. NCBI's taxonomy places the organism in Eukaryota, Metazoa, Chordata, Actinopteri, Pomacentridae.
UCAAAAUGAGCCACUCGAGGUUUAAACUUGGCUAAGCAUCCUGUAACCCUCAACAACUUUUUAGAAAAGUUUUUAAUUUUACAGAAAAGCCUUGAAGGUGAAGUUCACAUUGAAGAGCUGUGUUUAGUUCAAGGAAGUAACAGCUGAAAUGACCCCUUUGAUGUUUAAAGACGCUUUCUGGGGGUCUGAUUUCACCUGUCAUGCCGGGUAUGAUGCUGUGAUCCAGCGGCUACGAGAUGGGAGGCAAAUGUGCAAAGAUGUGGAGGAGCUGUUAAAGAUGAGGGCACUAGCUGAGGAGAAAUAUGGAAAGGAACUGGUGACCAUUGCUCGCAAAGCUGGAGGACACGUAGAAAUCAGCACACUGAAAGCAUCCUUCGAACAACUGAAAACUCAAAUCGAGAACGUUGGUAACUUUCACAUCCAACUAUCUGAUACACUGAAAGAGGAGGUGAAAAAGAUUGAGACAUUCAGAGAACGUCAGAAGGAACAGAGGAAGAAGUUUGAAAGCAUCAUGGAGAAGGUUCAAAAGAAAAAGGUUUCAUUGUUCAAGAAGACCAUGGAGUCUAAGAAGAACUAUGAGGCGAGAUGCAAGGAGGCUGAUGAGGUAGAAGAUGGAUCUGAGAAAGCAAAUGUUACACCCAAAAGCUCUGAAAAGGUACGUCACAGGAUCAAGCAAUGCAGACAGGCUGCCGGUGAAGCAGAGAAGCUGUACUUAAACAACACUGUUCAACUAGAAGCUGUUCGCCAGGACUGGGAAGAAACACACAGAAGCACUUGUGAGGUGUUCCAGCAAAUGGAGGGAGAUCGUAUCAGCAUGCUGAGGUGUGCUCUCUGGGACCAUUGCAAUCAUUUCUCCAUGCAGUGUGUUAAAGACGAUGAGUUGUACGAGGAGGUGAGGAAGCUUCUGGAGCAGUGUGACAUUACCACAGACAACAACUGUUUCAUAGGGAUGAAAAACACAGGACUGAGGCCACCAGAUCCAAUAGUGUUUGAAAGCUACUACCAGGCGGGGACAGUCAGGAACAGAAAUGGUCAAGUUCAUUUUGCAGGAAGAGAAGGCAUAACAAGGAGAUGCUCUGACCCCCUACUUGGAAGCUCUUUGAGUUUCACUGUUGACAGCACUCAGAACUCACAACCAGCACUGGCAUCUAUUGGAGAGUUCGAGACUUCAGAUGACGGGUAUGCACCUCUACCAGGCCUCCAGCAAGAAGCACCACUGCUCACACUUCCAACAAAUGACAACUGCUACAUUGUGGUUUAUGACUACACUGCACAGGAAGAGGAUGAACUAACUGUGAGCAGAGGAGACGUGGUCCAAAUGUUGGAACAAGGAGAGGAUGGCUGGUGGACAGUGAACAGGGGUGGGAUGACUGGACUGGUGCCAGGAAACUAUCUGGGCAAACUUUGAACAUGCAAGCAGACACACACACCCACAUACAGUCAUGUUUCUAUCACUUAACAGCACAUUAAUCUACAUUUAUAAAUUCAUUGAAGACCUGCUGUAACCACAAGUAUAAUUCAUACUUGCCUAACCCUAAUCAUAAACCAAGCUGUAUCAUAAAAUUCAAAGUGUGAACAGAUUUGUGUCCAUAUGACAUGAGUACUGCCUAAGCCAGCUGGGAUAGGCUCCAGCCCCCACAUGACCCUACAGAGGAUUAAGUGAUGUAUAGAUAAUGGAUGGAUGGAUAACAUCAACAAUAAUAAGUCCACACACACAAACACAGAUAUAAGACAAUAGAGACACAUACACCCACGAAAAUAACAACACACACUUCAUAUGCUUAAAACAGACAAGUACUGCGUCAUAUGUAAAUGAACAUACAUAAUCAUAAUGCCACAACACAGUCUACAGAUGCACACAUCUCUGCCUGGCUUCUCAGCUGAGAGCUCUAUACAUUCCUGAUGUUUGAAGUUGACCCUGAAUUAACAAUCUAGCUUCAUUUACUUCACAGUAGAUCAUUUGGACAAUUUGCAAAAUUUAAGAUAUGCCUUCAUUCUUAACAGCUUUUAAGCCUAUGUACACCUAUUUGCUCCCUGGUAUUAUUAUUUAUUCACUGUGAUUUAGCCAUGAACAGAUAUUGUGAGAUUAGGUGUUUAAGAUGGAAAUAAAGCAGCUACUGCCUGCUCUGUUUGCUGUUGCCUUGGA